AUGCGGGAGCUGAGGGCGGACGUUGCUGUGAGGUGCAGUUUGCUCCAGCACUACUUGCUCACGCUGACCCACGACGACGUCAAGGAGAUGAACCAGCUGGUGAAGCACAUGAAGGAGACGGCAGACUUGGGAAUUCUUGUGUGGUCAAUUCCAUUCGAGGAGCUGUUGUGGGUUUCAGUGUCUGACGUUUACACCACAGCUUUGAAGGUGAAUCCCAAGAUGCGCAUUCGGUGCUGGCUGCCACGCGUGGAGCAUCCGAAGGAAUACGACAGCCGGCUUGCCGAAUUGCGUGGGACAGUUCAAGGAGGACUCGUGUGGUCGAUCCUACUUCGCAUGCGGAAGCGCUCUCUUUGA
Molecule: messenger RNA, 354 nt
Organism: Prorocentrum cordatum
Lineage: Eukaryota; Dinophyceae; Prorocentrales; Prorocentraceae
Source: the annotation of a GenBank genome assembly